This is a messenger RNA of Monoraphidium neglectum, 1782 nucleotides long. RefSeq lists its product as hypothetical. The record is from RefSeq and is a predicted model, not a curated record. Lineage: Eukaryota; Viridiplantae; Chlorophyta; Chlorophyceae; Sphaeropleales; Selenastraceae. Bases 1 to 1782 code for a protein of 593 amino acids. Gene Ontology annotation, biological process: lipid metabolic process. The transcript is spliced from 9 exons.
AUGCUGGCCAGCCGCGUGGCGCGACAGGCCUGGCCAGCCCCGCCGUACCGCGCCUUGUGCCGUGCCAAUGCAACGGGCAAGGCUGCCACAGUCCCCACAUUGGGCCAGAAGCUUCGCGGACAUGGGCCUGAUGGCUGGCAAGGCGCCGGUUACAAUUAUGACAAGGCGGCGCCACAGCUGGGCCCUGAGCUGCGGGAGCUCCUGGUUCACUACGGCCAGCUGUGCGAGGCAGGUGCCGCCUCGACGGACUCAGCGCUGCGGUCGAUGCGGGGCGGCAUCGAGCGCGCGUGUGAUGGCGGCGCCGCCACCUAUGACCGCCUAGGUCUCGACCCCGGGGACCCCAGCUGGGGUUACGCCACAGUCCCUGCGGACCAACUCAUCGCGUACCUCACACAAGACUACCCCCUGGCACCCAACGCCAAGAAGGACGAAGCCACUCCGCUUGGCACCAAAGACAUCUACUCCCUGCCACCGCCGACCAGCGACGGCCUGAGCCCGCUGAUCUACGCGCUCCCUGGCCAGCACCACGCCCUGGACGGCGGCGGCCAAGAGGGGAAGUUGUGGGGCCCCGUCGAGCGGCUCGUCGACUUCCUGUUCAGCAAGGCAUCCCGCAUCCCUGUUGAGGUCAUCUUCGGGUCCAGGCCCCUGUUUGUAGAGGACCCUGCUACUGGGCGCGGGAAGGUUGAGCGGCCGGCGUUCAUGGGGUACGUAGCGGUGUCAACGCCGCAGGGGCCGGGCCAAGAGGUGGACGUCGCGUUCGUGUGGCGGGGGACAAUCUACAAGGAGGAGUGGGAGAGCAACUUUGCACAAGACAGGCUGGUCAAGUUUGACCCGGAACACCACGACGACGACGAGACCGCCAAACCCUGGGAGGUCGGGGUUCACGACGGGUUCGGAGAUCUGUACAUCCGCAAAGCCCAGCAGCCAAUUGGGAACACCGGCGAGCUCGGGCAGCCGGAGUCGCCGCACCAGGUCGUGCGCGCGUGGCUCGCCCACCUUUUGAGGAGCCACAACGUGACCACGAUCAGCACCACGGGCCACAGCCUCGGUGGGGCGCUGUCAACGGUCUCGGCCUUUGCCAUCGGACGGGAGCUCGAUCGCCUGUGGGCCGUGGGCAAUGAGAGCGAGCGCGCCGACUUCAAGGUCAAGGACAAGCCGACGGUCACGGCGUUUGCGUUUGCGCCGCCCAGGGUGGGGAACUUCACCUUCCUGAAGGAGUUUUCCGACACGCACAGGGUCAAGGAGCUCAGGGUCUGCAACAAGGGGGACGAGGUGCCACGCAUCCCUGGGUUCUGGGUGCAGACCCUCACGUUUUUGGCCGACCGCGUCCACUGGGACGCGUACAGCGACAUGGACUCGCGAGGGGCGCGCAUCUUUGCGCAGUUGUACUAUGCGGCAACGAAGGUCUCCGCCAAGCUGGGGUUCCCUUCGAGCCGGUGGGGUUACUUCCACGUUGGUGCCAUCCUUGAGAUCGACUCUGACAAGGACUUUGGCGGCGUGGGGGUCACGCCCGCGGGGAGCUUCGGGCCGCACCACAACCUCGAGGUGUACCUUUACCUGCUCUCCAAGCUCGGCACGGCGGACGGCGCGACCAGCCGUAACCCCCUCCUAAUCAACAAGGGGGAUGACAUUCUCGCUGACAAGGCGCUCCCAGCAAACUGGUGGAGGUACGCCCGCAUGAGGGGGUGCCGGCUGAAUGCCAGUGGCCGCUGGGAGCACGAGCCGCCCGCCACCGCCGCCGCCGCGGCCAGCACCGGCAUUGGCGGCGGCCAGCAGCAGUGA